AUGACUUACGUUCAUAUAUAUGAUAGUAAGAAAAAGCAUGAUACUUACCUGUUUCUUAAACAAGAUAAUAUUAUUCAAAAAGAUUAUUUUAUUGGGACAUUUCCCGGUGCAACGGGAAUAUUAUAUAAAAACGAACAAUUGAAUGGAUAUGUUUCAAUACCAAGAGAUAGUGAUGGAAACUUUCAAUUUGAAUGGGAUCAAAAUGUUGUUUAUCAGUUGAUCUAUGUUGAUGAUUAUAGAAAUCGUUCCUCCUCCUCCCCAUCAUCAUCGUCGAAUAGAUGGGAAUUGCUGGAUUGGCUCAGGGUGGUCGGAGGUAUUUUUGUAAUGUGGAUCGGCUCCAUCAUUUCAUCUCUCUUUGGUCGAACAUUUACGAAGAGACUAUUAAACAAAUUUCAUACCCAUCCAUCAAUAUAA
Messenger RNA from Rotaria sp. Silwood1, 414 nucleotides. Lineage: Eukaryota; Metazoa; Rotifera; Eurotatoria; Philodinida; Philodinidae. The record is from the annotation of a GenBank genome assembly.